UUGAGGACAGAGAAGAGCUUCAUCGUUCAUCCGUCUUGUACUUUAAAUCGGUAAAUCAGCAGAGAUGAGCGGAGCCGCUGUGUCCGUGUGUCUGCUCUUCCUCCUGUCCCUCUGCUCAGCCUGUUACAUCUCCAACUGUCCCAUCGGGGGCAAGAGAUCCAUAAUGGAGGCUCCACAGCGCAAGUGCAUGUCUUGUGGGCCAGGGGAGCAGGGCCACUGCUUUGGCCCCAGUAUCUGCUGUGUGGAGGGACUGGGCUGCUGGAUGGGCACCCCAGAAACAGCUCACUGCUUGGAGGAAAACUACCUGCCCACCCCCUGCCAAGCAGGUGGGAGACCCUGUGGAUCUGAAGCAGGACGUUGCGCUGCACAAGGAUUUUGCUGUGACUCAGAGGGCUGCAGUGCAGACCGAUCUUGUCUGUCCGACAAGGAAGGUGACGAUUUUAUCAGCCAAUCAGAGGGCAGCAAUUCAGACAACAUCAUCUUCAGGCUCCGUCACUUGGCUGCUCAGUCCCCUGCUCAUCGAAUCCGCCAAUGAGCUGACAAUGUUGCCGUAGUUUCAUGGGCAUUGCUUGAGAAAUUGGUUGAUGGGAUUUGUAGUUAAAAGUUACAGAGUUGUAGUUCAUUGAUCAACCUACAUAUUUCACCCCCACAUUAACUGAUCUCCUUCUUUACUGUAUAGACAACCUCACAGGAUGGGACAGCAAAGCAUUAAACUCCACUCUAUGCCAUUGUCAUAUGUUUAACUAAGUUAAAUUCCUAGCCAGAUGAUACCCUGAGCAAUCCUCUGUAGAUUACCUCUAUAGGACAUACUGAAAUUGGUGAUGUACUGUUUGUAUAGAAAUAGCUAUGAUUAUUCUUUUUAAAGAGUAAUAAAAGAGGUAAAAAUGUGUGUUAUUAAUAAAGGCUGU
Messenger RNA from Esox lucius (northern pike), 908 nucleotides. RefSeq names its product isotocin-neurophysin IT 2. Gene Ontology annotation, cellular component: extracellular region; secretory granule. The transcript is spliced from 4 exons. The coding region runs from base 65 to 535 and encodes 156 amino acids. Gene Ontology annotation, molecular function: neurohypophyseal hormone activity. NCBI's taxonomy places the organism in Eukaryota, Metazoa, Chordata, Actinopteri, Esociformes, Esocidae. The record is from RefSeq and is a predicted model, not a curated record.